GAACACACCUCCAAAAAUGAAGUUGGAACCAGUAUACUUAGACGAGCUAACUACUCAAAGUAAGGACUACAAGGUGAAAGUCAUAGUCGCUGAAAAGGGAAGAGCUCAACCUUCCCCUAAAAAACCUGAAAAACAAAAUGCGAUGUGCUUUAUUUGGAGAUCAAAUCGAAGCAUAUGAAGAGGUUCUCAAGCCAUCUAGUCAAUACGAAAUUUCUAAGGCUCCUAUAACAGCUGUAGAUGAUCAAUAUAAAUUCAACUUGGAAGAACUUCCAUACCAGAUGACCCACCAGACUAUUAUUCAGCGUUUAAAUCCUGAGAGCGGUCCAAUCAAACCGAAGUAUUAGCCUCUGUCAACUAUUCCAAGAUCACCUGAUCCAAAUGGAAGAUAUGAUAUAGUUGGUGUAGUUCUCUUUGUUGAAGAAGUGCCAAGGAUGAUACCUAAUGCAAGAGGUUGAGACAGUCCAGUUCGAGAAGUAUCUAUCACUGACACUAGCCAAGAACAUGCUAUGACAAUCUCUACAUGGAACGAUCUUACUAGGAAACCUUGUGAUGCUAUGAACAACUGGGCUGAAAAAUUCAAUGUUGUUGGAUUUACUGCACUUAAAACCCGUCACACAAGAGGAUUCACUUUGAAUACAACAAUGUCAACUAGAAUAAUCAUGAAUCUUAAGGGAGCAAGGGCAGAUAUGCUUCGAGAAUGGUGUAAAUUAUAUCAGCAUGUAUUGCUAGACAGACAGGAGAGAAUUCUGAACGUGAGAUAUCCAAGCACAGAUAAGAAAGUCGUGACAAUAGCUGAACUAAGGAGAAAAAAGGCAACUAAUGCAACUCCAGAUGAAAUUGCUUGGAUCAAGGUUAUAAUACCAAAAGCUGAUCUACAAAGAGUGAAUGCCUAUAUAAGUUGCCUUGGUUGUGGAAAACGGACACAUCUGGCACUUGGGACUCGCUUUCCCUGCAUUUCUUGCAAGAAAGGAGACACUGUAGCUGUACACAAAGUUACAUUCAAGUUUGAAGCUGUUGAUGACACCGGCACAAUGUCAUUUACAACUUUCAGCGAUGAUACGGAAAAGCAUUUCCGAAGGACAGCAACAUAAAUCUGGAAUAUCAAAGCCACUGGGAAUUUCGAAGCUUUUAAGGUUGUCCAAGCAAUACUAGCAACAAAGCCUUUCUUCAUUCAGGUAACUCCCACUUUGGAGUUAGCUAGGAAUAGCGUUCUCUUAUGGACUCUAUAGACUGUUGAGGUAGAAGAUGCAGAACCACAAGGCCAGGUUCUAGGCUCAUCGUCUUCGCAGCUUAACAAAGAAUAGCCUGCUUUCGAAACGGAUAAGAAAUACACAACAAAUCGACCACUGAUGCAAGAGAGUCCAGCUUCUGCCUGCACUAAGGCUCAUGGCAAAGGACUCACUAUUUCUGACCCAGAGCUAACUGUUGAUUACAGUCAGGACAACACAGAGGCAAGUGAUGAGGUCCUUGCUGAAAUUGCUCAGUUUCAUGAAUUCAAGUAGCUUCUGAAGCAUUCAAUGUAGAUUCUUUCGAUAUUCCAGUACAUCAAUCAAGAAAAGGGAUUACCAUUUCAGAAUCAGCAGCACCAAUUGCUGAACUCCCUACAUGGAACAAGCUCGCUCGCACACGCAACAAUGUCAAGAACAAACGGCCAAUGGCUGUUGGUGAAAUUAUGGAAUCAGAUGAUGAAGAUCAGGGUCCGAGGAAGAAACUCAAAACAUCCCUAUUCAAAGACAUUUCAGAGAAAGACAGUCCAGAAGACAAAGAAACAGCUUGAAGCCUCCUUGAUAGACCAUAAACAAAGGCAGCAUAAAAAAUCUUAGAGUACACUAGCUUUUGCUAUUAAAGUGGUGGUAGUAAACUAUUAUUACGUAUGCCUUGCGUAAUCUGAAGUAUCUUUUGAAUGUUUAGAAGGAACAUUUUGGGCAUCUUAUGUUCCCUAUAAACAUCAAGUAUUGUAUAUAGUGCUAGAAAUAUGCAGCAGUGUCUGCUCUAGAAUAAUAUCUAGGGGAAAGUACUGUAGUAGAACUGGAAACUUUUGGCAUGCACAUAGAAGUGGUAAUCUACCUAUGAUGUAACAUCUUGUAUCCUUAAAUUAGGAUAC
Chenopodium quinoa (quinoa) is the source of this 2104-nucleotide messenger RNA. RefSeq lists its product as uncharacterized. Bases 507 to 1091 code for a protein of 194 amino acids. The record is from RefSeq and is a predicted model, not a curated record. NCBI's taxonomy places the organism in Eukaryota, Viridiplantae, Streptophyta, Magnoliopsida, Caryophyllales, Amaranthaceae. The transcript is spliced from 9 exons.